AUGAGUGCACAGCGUUUAAUACUUGUUGAUCAGAAGGAUGAGUAUAUUUCUAGAGUACUGGACUACAUAAGUAAGAGUGGAAUUGUUGAAUAUAUUGAAAAUAUAGAAAGUCUAAUAAGUAACAAUGAGUAUGGUGAAUUGUGGGUUGUUGGCUCUCCCGAAUACAUUUCAUAUAUGACUUCAUUUACAUCUUUGCAAUAUAUCUAUAAAGUACUCCGACUCGGAGGAGUCGUGAAAAUUAUAUGUUCGGUGGAUCUUGGUAUACAAGAUAUUAAGAAAAAUGCUUUAUUCUCGGGUUUUAUAAAUAUGAAUAGAACAGAGUCUAAUAUAUUACUUGAGUAUGGAGAUAUCAAAUUAAAUCAGAUAUUAUCAUUUACAAAACCGACAUGGGAGUUAGGUGAAGCUCAUGCAAUAAUAGAUGAUAUAGCCUUUGAACAAACACUCCCAAGUAUGGAGUCUUAUAUACAAUUAGGUAAAGGCAAGGAAAGUUGUUCAAAUAAGAUAAGAGCUUGUAGUAAUUGCACUUGUGGAAGAUCCAAACUUGAAGAAGAAGUUGGAAUUGAGGAAGCAAGGAGAAUCUAUUUAGAAAAAGCCAAAAUAGGUACUGCUAGAUCCAGUUGUGGGAAUUGUUACAAAGGUGAUGCAUUUAGAUGUAGUGGUUGUCCUUAUAGAGGAAUGCCUGCUUUUAAACCUGGUGAAAAGGUCCAGUUAUUAGAUAAAUCCAAAUUUCUAGAUGUAGAUAUAGAUCAAUCUUCAGAAACUGUAAUUGGAAAUAUAGCUUCAGGUGAAAAGAUCAAAUUAGGAUAA
Messenger RNA from Cryptosporidium muris RN66, 807 nucleotides. RefSeq lists its product as uncharacterized. Bases 1 to 807 code for a protein of 268 amino acids. The transcript has a single exon. Gene Ontology annotation, biological process: iron-sulfur cluster assembly. Gene Ontology annotation, cellular component: cytoplasm. The record is from RefSeq and is a predicted model, not a curated record. Gene Ontology annotation, molecular function: iron-sulfur cluster binding. NCBI's taxonomy places the organism in Eukaryota, Apicomplexa, Conoidasida, Eucoccidiorida, Cryptosporidiidae.